Messenger RNA from Egretta garzetta (little egret), 13891 nucleotides. RefSeq names its product HemK methyltransferase family member 1 (gene HEMK1). The coding region runs from base 155 to 1252 and encodes 365 amino acids. The transcript has 19 exons. The record is from RefSeq and is a predicted model, not a curated record. Gene Ontology annotation, biological process: protein methylation. Gene Ontology annotation, cellular component: mitochondrion. Gene Ontology annotation, molecular function: protein methyltransferase activity; nucleic acid binding. NCBI's taxonomy places the organism in Eukaryota, Metazoa, Chordata, Aves, Pelecaniformes, Ardeidae.
UAGAAGAGCUGCAAACCAGUGCCAUUUUCAUGGUGCCCUGAGGAGAAUCCACUGAUGGUGAUCAGCUGGUGCUUAGCCACAGUGGCUUGUGGUAGCACCAAAUGUCCUGUGAGUCUCAGCACUGACUAGCUCAGCUGAUGGCAACAAGGAACACAUGUGGAAGCCAGGAACUGAUUUCACAACAAUGAGACGCUUCACUCACCCACUGCUCAGGAGGUUGUUGGGUCUCUCACCUCAGCGCGUGCAAGGGGGAUUGAGUCCAAGUAAAGGUCCUAUCCUCAGUCCAAAGCAGUUGUCUCUGAGGCAGGGCUGCAGUGCAAGACCUGAGCUCGUUAAUGCCACUGAUGUGGUCAACUACUGGCAGAAGGUGUUUGAGACCAAUGGGAUCCCUGAAGCACAAGAAUCUAGUGAAUAUAUCGUGUCAUUUGUCCUAGGAGCAAAAACAUUUCAGAGCUUGAACUCCAAAAGCCUCCACACUCCGCUUACAGCAGUGCAGCAGGAACAAAUCCAGCAGCUGAGCAGCAAGCGACUAGAAAGGAUGCCGGUGCAGUAUGUGAUUGGUGAGUGGGACUUUCAGGACCUGACUUUGAAGAUGAGACCCCCAGUAUUUAUUCCUCGGCCUGAAACAGAGGAUCUUGUCUCUUUAGUUGUGGAGGAAGAAUCUCGGAAAUGUGAGAAGAAUUCGGGCCUCUGCUUCCCGGUUCCUGUCCCUCAUCCUGUGAUCCUGGAGAUUGGCUGCGGCUCUGGAGCAAUUGCUCUGAGUCUAUUGUGCAAACUGCCACAGAGCCGGGUGAUAGCCGUGGAUAAGGAGAAGGCUGCUGUGGAUCUCACCAAGGAGAAUGCACAUAGGCUGCAGCUCCAGGAGAGGAUGCACAUCUUCCACCAUGAUGUUUCAUACAGUUCUGCCAAGCAGCUGCUCCUCUGGGGCCCCAUAGACAUCAUAGUCAGUAACCCCCCAUACGUCUUCCACGAAGACAUGGCUUCCUUGGAUGCAGAAAUCCUCCGCUAUGAGGACCUUGAUGCACUGGAUGGGGGAGAUGAUGGGAUGAGAGUCAUCAAAACAAUUCUGGCUCUGGCUCCUUCUCUUCUGAAGGAUUCUGGGAGUGUGUUUCUGGAAGUUGAUCCCAGACACCCAAAUAUGGUGAAGAACUGGCUACAGACACACCCCAACUUACUACUUGUCCUUCGUGCCAUUCACAAGGACUUCUGUGGCAAGCCUAGGUUUCUGCACAUCCAAAAACAAAGCAGAUGACAACUGUACCAGAAAUAACUCUUCUUGCAGUAUGCUUUUUGCUGGUGAGCCUUGCUGAACAGCUUGUUGAAAACUGCAUGGCAAAAGGAAUCUCCACUUCAUUCCUCAGUGCAUUGAAUUCUCUGUGCAGUGGCAGACGCCCUCGUUUCCUGAUACAGACUUCAUACAGAGGUGCAGAAGUCCAUCAGAGCAUGCAGAAGUGUUUCGCCUUCCUUGGGGAACUGCAUGCAGCUUUUUAGUUCGCUCUGUUGAGGUGACAUCUACAGCACCUGACAAUUGGUGGAUGCUGCCAGAAACAAUCAAAACAUUGUAAUAAAGAUAGUGCUUCAGAUCAGUGUCCUUACAAGAAUUGCUUUGCAAUUACGUUUUCAAACAUGCUAGCAGACCUGAAUAAACAUCUGGCACCCGUGCAUUGCUUCUCAUAGCAAUAGAAACACCUAACUUCCAUGUAAGGCAUUUAAAUGCAGGACUUUACAAAGAAGGCCAGAAUUGCUACUUUGGUUUUGCAGAUGGAGAAGUUGAAAAAUGGGAGGUGAAAUGACUUGUACAAAAUUUGACAACAGGCUAAGUUUGGAGUAGGACCCAGUCUCUUGACAGCCGUGGGAAUAGCUGAGGUCUGUUUCUUUGGAAAGGAUGACUCAGAGUAGGUCUGCCUGAAACAACACUGAGAGAAGUCCCUGAAAUGGACAGUCAACAUCAUGACACUAUAAAUAAUGGAAGGAUUAAAUUCAACCUGCUUCUUGUUGGUGGUGGUGUCUCCAGUGUUGCAAGUUCCCUUCCUGACCAUAGCUAGCCAGGGAAGGAAACAAAGCAAUUAGAUCAAAGGAUCUGGACUACCAGUCUGAAUGGAAGCAGUUGCUGGCCGAGUGGAGGUCCGUGCUCGGUGGAGGGCCUAAGUGUCCAGACAGUGACAGAUGCUGUCAGGCUCUCUGUCCAGGCUGAACUGGGAGCGCAGAGCCAGAAUCAUUAGACCGCUAGAGGACGUGGGGUACUCGGCUACCUCAGAAGGGACUGUGACUGUCCUAUGGCAACCUCUUCGUCAGUUACAUCCAGAAAGAGCAAAGAGUGAACCAACUCUUAUGAAAUCCAUCUCAUCUGCUUCUUGGUCAGUGAGUUUUUUAUCUCAUUUGUGUCAGCCCUUUGUUCAGCAUCACAACUUUUUCCACCUCAGCAAAGCGCACACAUACACGCACACGUGGUUGCAGAUCCUGAAUUGUGCAAUAAACUCCACGAACAAGAAGUCCCUUGUUUGCAAUGCAAUGAAAGUCUGGCACUGCCAUUACAACACCCAGGAAUGUCUUCAUCUAGAAAAGCAGCAGUGUCAAUGGUGUGAAUGGAGCCAAAGUGGUGCACAAGUCUGGGCAGAAUCCUCUAUCAGCUGUGACUUUCACUCAAGACCUGCAUUGAAAAAGAUCUGCACCAUACAAGAAACACUUUCCCUGAUGCAGCUUUACAUAUGCAAUUCUUAGCAUCUGGAGCUUCAAGGAGCUUCAGAGUCCUGUGUGACCAUGCAGAUUUGCAUUUUCCUUCUGUCCAGCAGGUGAAAAAAACACCCAACAAACGGAAACCCACAGCAUUUUAAGUGCAUGGAACACUUGUAAUAGGGCCACACUGGAGUCUGUAUAAAAGAUGGUGUGAAUUCUCAUCCAGAUGCACUGCUUGCUGCAAACUUUGCAGCAGGAUUUCUCCCUCUAUUCACAGCUCAGUGCUGCUGCCUUGUACUUCAAGGGCAGCUUGUGGAGAACAGUGAAACAAACUCAGUCUGAUUCCUGUUUUCCUUUUUUGUGUGCCUCGAGGAUAUCCUCACAUUCCUCGCAGCUGGUGACUGCUCUAUUUCCCUGAAUCUCAUUCAGAGUACUGUACCUACGAGCCAGAUACUUGUCAUCUCUAAAAGAUGUUUGUUUCCACAGAAGAAUAGCAAUGAGGUUACUGUCUGCUCCCUUCACAGUCAGCUAGGCUGGGAGAAGUCCAAAUAUCCAAUCAUGCCUUGGAAUUCGUAUUACAUGAAGAUAAAGCAGCCAAAAAUAGUUUCCAUGAGCUGGAUGGUUCUAUAGCUUUCUGUGUUUAUCUAAUAGGAGAAUGUUAAGAAGUACAGUAGGUCAUGCACUAAACUGAGCAAAAUCAUGGGGCAUGUGGGAGCUCAUGGAGAUGAGCUUAUCAUUUAUUUAUUUGAUUAACUUAACCUCUCUCUGCUUGAGAAUUGCCUGCAGUUUUCUUGCAUUGCUCUUAUGUUUAUUUGAUAAAAGGAAAAACCAACCCAGCUGUACUGUGAGGAAUUCGAGAUGCUGAAAGAGGCUUUUGGGGAAGGGAGGAGAGAGAGAGGAGAGAUUGCACAGCUCUGCCAGAGCCUUAUUUUUUCCUGCCUUCCAAGAACAGGGCUGUGUUCCAUCCCUUGCCGCCCCCUCAGCUGGUGCUGGGAAGAGCAGCUGAGUUUAGCUCACUGUUCCUGGAAGUCACUGAGACACCGAGCAUCGAGAAACCAGCAUUUUCUGUAGCAGGCUCUGCUUGAAUGGAAAAGAUGAGCUGAUCUUCAUCCCUCUUGUUCACUAGCCUGGAUUAACCCUCACUGCAGCAAAAGAGGCUACAGAGGCUACAAAAUGAGCUCUUAUAGAAAGGGUGAAAGGCUUUCUUCAUUCACUGGGGCCAGGUGUUUGAUAGCCACUCUGAAAUACAGUGUCACACCAUAGGCCAAAUGCAUCCCUGAUGUAACUCAAGUUCACUAGAUUUAUGCUAGGACCACCUCUUAUUUUCUUAUCUUGCCUAUCAGAAUUGAAGCACGAGCAGUUCUUCAGCCAACCGGACUGCUCUGGUGGCCAUGUCCUCCCUGGGCUCUGCACUUCAGUAAGGGAAGUGCCUUUUGGAGUACAAACAAUUUCUCCACCACAGACUCCCCCAAAAUUGUCCUGGUUCAAGUAUACGUUGAGGGAGUGGUUACAGCAUGUGCCAUGUACUGAUGCACAACAUAUUUGAUAAUGUGCUUUAGGAGGCAUAUAAAGACUGUGUGUGCCAGAGGGUAAAUUCCAGUCAGUUAAAUGAAACUACUCGUAUGGGGGUCUGCAUUUGUGUUAUGGAUAAGGAGGAGGAGUUUAUAGCUUAUAAUCUUGUAAUUUGGAUUCUGUUUCUUGCUGCAUGGCUGGAGCCAUGCACUGUACUCGGAUGCCUCAGUUUCCCCUAUGUGUGGUAUAGGAUGUACUGAUACUGUGGUUUGGUUGGGGAUCAUGAGGGUUUAUUAAUGCCUGUGGGGUCCCCAGGCAGAGAGCUCUCUGGAAAUGCAAACUAUUACUGGGUCACUGGAAAUGCACUGGCUCAUUUGCUGCUUUUUCGGGCUGACUCAAAGCUUGUUAUUCCACAGCUGUGACCGUCACAGCCAUAGCCCCAGUGCCAAAUUUAUCUGAGUCUGAUGGCUGUGAUGAAUCUAAUGAGAUCCAGGACGCAGCUUAAGGUGACCAGGACAUAGCACAUGCAGGCAUUCCUAUUGCUAUUUCCAUGAAUGCAAUUAGCCGAAGACGAAUAGUCCAAAGGUUUUUCUCUUUCAAUGGUUUUGACUUGCUUUAUUCAGGGGAGAAAGAAAAUCCCUUCCUUUCCCUCUGUGCCUAAAAUUGGCUUAGGCUUCUCACUUGACACAGGUUGUCGAGUUGAUUUUGGUCAGCCUGGGGGCUUUACUUUCUCAGUCAGGUUCUAAUGAGGGCUGGCCCCUGAUUUCAGCUCCUCAGUGCAUUAAUCUGGAAAAGAAAACACCACAUACACACCCCCUCUGAACACCAGCACAGGCAUCUGUCAAAGUACACACAAAGGAGGAGAGAAUGAGAAGGGGUUGGGGUUAACCUGGGGUGUCACACUGUUUCUAAGCGGGCACUGGUAUUUGCAUGUAAUGAGAUGACUUUUUGAGAUGAUUUUUGUGGCUGUGCAGAGUUCAUGGAGGUGACUGGUUUUUAUUUUUUUUCCUGGCAUGGGGGCUGAAGAAAGAAGGGCUAAAGCACUGAGGUUUUAUGAGUCUCUGCUUUGCCCCAUCCUGUCCCCUAGAAAAAUUUAUUGCUGUUGAAGUUUCAGGCUUCACAGUCAACAACCUGUAGUAUUGCAAGGCAAGGCUGUGGUGUGUGAAUCCUGUCCUGAGAGUAUGGCCUCUUGGGAGGGAACUGAGCGAGCAACCCUAUCUCCUGCCUCCCCCCUGCCACCGCCGUGGAAGCACUGUGGUUUGGUUAGUUGCCUGGAUAAACAGCGGUGGGGAGGUUUUUCUACUCGAGCGUGUGUUCUGGGCAAGUGUAACGGCGCGGUGCCGGAGGCUGCCUGCUGCCUCUGGUGUUUGCAGAGGUGCUGAAGGUGCUGUCUCUGGCAGUUCCCUGCAUGCACUGCUCAGCCCUUCUGUUGCGUGUGGUCUCGUUAUGGUUUGUGCAAAUUCUUGCUACAGCGUGGGAAGUUGCCAGAGCAGUGAUGUUUAUGCUGCUGAUGAGCCUGUAAAAGUGUCUUUGUUCAACUGCCUCAGUUCUUGGAAUUGAUCUAGGCUAGGCAGCAUCUUGAAAAACAGUAACUAGAAAAAGAAACUCUUCCACCUGAUGCUUUCUUAUUAACACAGAUUCAAAGGGAAAAACAGAGCCACUGCAAAAGAGUGCAGGCAUCCUGUGUGGUGAGGAGGUGUCGGGAGCUGAGUCAGGCUCACAAAACACCAUUCAAACAAAAAUCCAUGAGUACCGGCUCAGCUGGAUGCAGCUUCAUCCCUGUGCUGUGCCCACAAGGUGGGUGAGUGUUUGCAGGGGGCAGAAUAGCUAACACAUGCUUAUAUAGCACAAUACCAAUAGUUUUGGUCCUUGUACUGUGGCCUUACAGAUACUGCCUACAGGAGCAAAUUAUAGUUGUCCUAUUUCUGAGUAACAAACUGGUCACAGUGAAAUAAGGAAUUACAGUGCAGGAUCUCACUGAACCAUGACAACAAUCACAAAUUUUCAGCAAACUGGUUUUCCAGCAGCCUUGAAUUUUUAUGGGUGAGGAAUAGAAAUUUCCUUUGAUUUGGGCCUUAUGAUGAAAAUGUUACCUUUUUUUUUGUUACCAGAAGUUGUAGGGUUGCUUGCCUGCUCCCCUGUGCGCAGUUCUGAUACACAGCUCCUCUUCCGAGGCUCGGUAGCCCUGGGACAUGAGGUCAUACGAGCUGUGAGGUUUGUGCUAGAAACACCAGGCUUGAAACUUAAAGCACUCAUUAUUAUUUCCAUUAUAGAACCAUUUAGCCUUUUGCAGUCUGGGAUGCCUUUAAUGUUACAGGCAUAUACUGCCCAGCAGCCAGCGCCUGGGAAGCUUGCAUUUGAUACCAGCAAGGCAACCAAAGGGAGAAAAGGGACCCGGAGCCCAAGGACGCACAGUGGUUUGUCCCAGCAUAGCUGAUAGGUUGGGGCAGAAAUGGAAAUAGGCUUUAGGUCUCCUGAGUCUCAGCCAGCAUCUUUGCUGCCCCUCAGUUGAGCGUAAAAUCCUCCGAAAUUGAUGGUUGGAUCACUUUUGGCUCCUGACUCAAACAUAACUAGCAGAACAAAGUUACAGUUGAAAGACUGUACAGUAUUUUUUAGUGCCGUGUUGUGCGCAGUUAGGACUCUGAAACAAUGCUUGAAAUACAGUUGAGAUCUACUUCAGAUGGACAGAGCCUUUGUGCAGCUGCAGCCCUGGAGUGUGCCUGCGUGCUGGAGCGUGAGGCUCUCCUGGGAAGCACAGAACAGUCCCUUCUGAAAAUGUUGGAAGUGAAUUUUCUGUAUAACUAGGCCUGAAUUUCCCUAAUUCAUGCUGUGUUCAUGAUUGUUUAGUGGAUUUUGACGCUGGUUGAAAUCAGUAAUGUGGGGAAAGGACUUUCCUUGGAGGCUUGCAUCGAGUUUGCAGCUCUGGCCAGAAUAGAGCCCUUUGCCCAGCUGCUUCCAUGCCUCGGUCUGCUAAACCUGCGAAAGGGGAAGGGCUGUGCAGCAAACAAAAGGCAGCUUUGACGUCAAGACCUGGGACUGUUGCCCUGACACUGGGAGGUGGAGCGCCGAAAAGAAUCCAUAGUUAAUAGGCUCUGGACUGGAGUGCACUUUGGCAGAGGGACAGCUACUACCCCUUCUUUCCAGGAAUAAUAUUGUUUAUUUCUAUCUCACUCUCUCUGGCUAAAGUUACCCUAGUCAGGUUUCACUUCACCUGUCUCUACCAUAAAGUCAUCAGAGCCCAAGAAAAAUCCAGUCAGCAGACUCCCUGUUCUCCAUACCCUCUUCCCCGAAGAGCUACACUGUGUGUUUCGUUUCUUUGCUUUGACAAGUUCACUGCCGCAACUUUCUCUUAUUGAAGCUUUUGCUGGUACAAUUUAAUAAACACAUACACAUGCCAUUUGCUUUGUUUCCGUGUGGCUGCACGCAUAUGUGUAGAUGUUCAGGUGAGUCUCAUUCCUACCUGCCAAGGAGGAACAGUCUCUGCAGCUGUGUGUACGUGCAUUGAAUUCACUGCGUUAACAGCAGCAGAUACUUCUGGUUUGCGCAAAUGGCUCUGUCCUGUGGACUAAAGCUUUGUUCUGGGAAGUUUCAAAAUGUUGCAACGCAAUGCAGUAACAACCUGAAGUUCCGUGGAUUUGUUACAUGGUUUUGAUUGGCUCUGGAUUUGUCAAAAAAGGGACUAUUUUUACAUCAGUUUCAGGUUGCCAGCCUUUCCUGGGCAGACUUUACAAACUGUUGAGUCAUGGACCAAACCUUUAGUAAACUGUCCCAUAUUUUCUGUUUUAUUCAUCUUUCCUAGCUCUGCUGUUCAGGUCAGUGAGUAUUUGCCCCCUGUGUACUUAUGAACACUGUGCAGCCUUUGAGGGUUUAGGAGCUGAACCCCAGCCUCUGGACAGGAUGGCAAAGGCGCUCUCAGGUGCAACUGUAUUUGGCUGUGUAUGAGCCAGGAAGAGAUGAAGGAGGACUUCAUGACCAGCUUUGGAAAGCUUCACUCAGUAAAUCAAAUGCAAGUUUGUCUCAGAGUCCUAUGAGUGGUAUGCCCUGAUCACUUGUUCUUUAGGUUGGCUGUAGGGAGCAACCUGUAAAUAGACAUUCCUAACACCGCGGGAGGCAGUACUGCUACUCAGACUGGUACAGUUAUAGACUUUUUCACCAGCUCUUAGUUAACCCUUCUGAGAUUUAAGAUCGUGAAAGUGUGUUGUCACUCUUUUUACAUAUGCAUAUGGUAUGAAUUAGAAGUUUUGAAAACAGGUCUGCAAGAUAUUAAUGAUGUAAGAGUUUAUAGCUCUCCGGUUUUGAUAUUUUUGAGUUAAAUUCACCCCUUUAUAAUAUGUGAGUUCGUUUUUUCUGUUCGCUGUCAGUUACUUUAGAUUGUCCCUGGUGAGAUCUGAGUUGCUUUGCUAUGUUGGCCCACCUCAAAUUUGAGUGUUAAAAAUCAUGGAAAUUGUUUAUGUCCAAAAAAAAAGUUUAACCUGAGUGUUUGGCAGCUCCUCAAACAGGAAGAUUUAAAAGGGGUUGUUUUUUCCUCUUAGUUCCUAGUACAAGCUCGUUGCUCUCAUCUUACAACAUGCGCUUGGGGAUCUGCAAGUUUUCAAGCUCGAUUCAGAGCUGUCUGCUUCACUCUGUACUUCCCUAAUCUGAAUUCCUCACUGUGUAUGUGUUGUAAGAGUUUCUUUGUGUGUCAUUCUACACAGAAGCCAGAUCCCAAGAAGCAGUAAAAAGGUUCUUUUUAAAAAAAUUAGUUUCCUCUUCCAAUCUCUUGCCCCUGCUGUAUGAUCGGGUGGUUGGCAGAUGAGUGAUUCUGCUCUUGUCUUGUCUGAUUUCCUGGAAGAGCUUGGCUGCUGGCUGAAGUGACCGCAGGAGAGAGGAUGGGAGGGACUGUCUUGCAAAAAAGCUGGUGGCAGAUGAGUGCUAACGGAGAAGAAAGAGUUCUUGGAUCUAGUUUAAUUUCCCCAGCCUUCCUAAGAAAGGGAGGAGAAUGAAUGCAGCUCUCCAACACUGCGCUGUUCCAGCUGCCUUCUGCCCUUCCAUAUAGGCUCUGGCUCAAUGUUUCCAUGUUGAGCAACACAGAAGAUGCUCCAGUCUGGAUUUACAGCAUGUUAACACUUUAGAUUAUACCACGGUUUAUUGCUGUUUUCCACUGCAUCUUAAUUAGAGCUUAUAUUAUGUUGUUACUCAGAGCCUUUGUCAUCUCUUUAGACUGCACUGUGAGAAGGGGGCCACCCAGAUGUUUCGGCAGUGGAGGGCAAGGUGGGGUGCUUGGAGACACAAGAGAGGACUUGAAACAUAAGCACGCUGGCUGAGUGCUUCUGAUAAACUGGUUGGCAGUCAAGUAAUUGGCACUGGCACACUGCUAUCACUGAGUAUUGAUGCAAUUUGCUUGGAUCAGGUUUUCAAGGUUUUUUGCCCAAGUCCUGGUCCUAGGAACCCCACCGAUGAACUGCAGUUUGUCACAGCAGAGGGAAAACUGGUGUGAUAAAUUGUAUGGCUGCCCAGCUAUGAUAGUUGUAGCUGGGGGAUGAAAACAGGCAAGUGGGGAAUUUCUGAGUAUCAAUAAGGGCAAAUCCUGGCAAUCAAACCCCUGUUUGGAAUGGUUUCCAAACUAUGUCUCUGUGGGAAAAGGCUUUGCAUUUUAUGCUAGCUGAGCAGAAAUACUUGCUGGUAAUGUGUAUAGAAUUAAGCCCUGAGAGGAAAAGGAUUGUCCUUGGUUUAUGAAGCUCACUCUUUGACAGGAAUGUUGCUCUUCCAUCAGCUAAUUCCUCUAAGAAGAGCUGAGACAAAGGAGGUGGUUGUUAGAGUGAUAAUAGGCCAAAAGGAAAAUACAAAAUAAACUGCAAGAUUAAAAUAUAAAAUCUUCUGCUUGUUGCCUCCUGAAAAUGGGGUUAAAACCAUAAGCAAGAUAAUAUAUUUAUUUUUAAUGUUUAUUAGUCAAGUAGAACUGGAUUGAUAACGUGCGGCAGGGAUUAACUGACUGUGUCACAGAGUGGACCAUCUCUUUCUGAACUCAUCUCUCUUUCCAUCCAAAAGGGAGUGGAAUAUUUCCCCUUCCAGUAGUUGUGAUGGACCCUCCCUUCGAAACCAUGAUUUACAUGAAGAAGUAAUUCCAGCGUGAGGUUCAUAUUUUCCAUCAGAAUCUGCUAAUACACAUCUGUGUUUGGAAACAAGAGAAGCCAGCCUGUGACACUUUCAUUUGCUACACAAGUCCGUGUCACAUUAUGACUUGACACUAAUGUGAGUUAUUUUGUUGUUGCCUGCAUGCCUGAUUUGUGCUGUUUUGUGUAAUGAAGGCUCAUCUUUUCAGGUAAGAGAGGCUGUGUUAUAGAGCCAGGCAGUAGAGAGCUAAGGCACAUAAAAAAUCACAGCCUUCAGGUACCUUCUUCAUGCAGCGCAUCUGCCCAAGAGGGACCUGCGUACUGGGGAGUGUGCGGAUCUCGCCUCCUCCCUGUCUGAAACACAGAUUGGCCAAGCACGAUGAAAUUCUUCCCUUAACCCAGAGCCAAGCUAGAAGGUUAUAUGCAGCCUAGGGGUGCACGAGUGUGUCAGACAGAAAAUGGUGUGGAUGAAGAGACAGAAUGGAGUAACAGGCAGUUGUAGGAGCGGCAAACCAGCCCGGUUCCUGUCAUCUGAGUGGUCUACACUGAAAGUGGGAAGUGCAGCUAUUCACUUGGUAACAGAAUCAACGACUUCUGCAGCAAAGUGUUUCCCCACUACCUUAAUGACCAAACUCUUCCUCCCAGCUAGUUUUCAGCAUCCUGAGGCGCUGAGGUUCUUACAACAUUUGCACACUCUUGCUUGGAGCUGCUGUUUGUGAAUACCUCUGAAUCAGCAGCCUGGCAGGUCACACUAACCCCGCUCCUCACUCCUAAGGAUUUGAUCAGCAAGAGAAGGUUUUUCAUGCACAAGGAAGCCUUCAAUCACCUCUAUUCUUGGGGACAAAAAAGAGUAAUGUGGAGUGCCCAUGUUGGCCCCAUAUGGGGACCGUUUAGCCCUCAGCUGAUCUGCCUCAUUCCAGAAAUCUUGCAGUGCUAUUUUGUAUGUGUUCUUUCUGAAAUGUUGCCCUGCGCCUCUCAACCAAAAUGGCUUUCAUAGUACAUGACUGGAAGGAAGGGAAUUAGAGGGGCGAAUUGCAAAGAGUCUUAGAAAAACAUGAGGAGUAUUCCAAAACCAAAGUCUUAGAAAAGAAGGAGGUAUUUUCAAAAAGAGUAACAGAGAUUUUCCAAAAGAUUCCCUGGAAAUAUUAGGUCAUGUUUUAGGCUUUUUCAGAUUUGCACUUUAAUCAUAACACCACCUUUUACUACUACUUAACACUUUCAGACAUGUGCAAACACAUAGCAUGUGCAUCGUGCAACACGUUUCUUCAACAUAUUUACAGGCUUGGAGGUAGUGUUUUGAACUCUGCCUCUGCAGUGUUUGGCAAUGACUGCGAUGACACUUGCAUGAUGGGAAGAAUCGUUGCCAAGUUGGGUAACUUCUGACAAGUAUAAACACAGCUCUGCCUUCUGUAAACUAGAUUUCAAACCAUAUUGCUGUUCUGGGGAAGAGACAGUCCUGACAUUAAAGAAUAUACAGUCUCUCUGGUCUGCUAUUAAAUCUCGUUGCCGGUUUGCGCUGAGUGAGCCUAUGAAGAACAAGCAGCAAGGGACAGUUGGACAGGAUGGGCGCCCCAGGAGCUUAGCACUGGGACUUGCUGUCUCUUUGUUACAAAUAUAUCCCAGAUCUGUUGUUUUUAGGAGUUGUCAUCACUGAAAGCUCUGUCUCAGCCAACAAGGAAUGAGUUUGCUGAGAUCAAUCUAGGUUUGUCUGCUCGGUUUUCCAUGGACUAAUGUUUACAUCCUGAAGUGGCAUUGCAAAUGUUCUGGCUGGCAUGUUGGUAGAUGAAUUCAAGUGAAGCCAGGAGUUAACUGUAUAAUGCAUGAUGAGCUUUUCUUUUGCUUUUAAUGAAGAAAUGUCCCAGUUAGGGUUUGUGCAUGCUGGUGGGGCAGUGUGUGAAGGAAGGUUUUUCUUGUAUUAAGUAAGCUGCGCUUCAGUGUUACGGUUUCCUCUCAAGCCAAAUCCACAUCAGAGUUACACCGGGGGGAAAUUCCUUGUCUGUAAAACCUGGAAUAUCAAGUGGCAAAUUCAGCCCUGAAGUAAGUGAAUUCCCAUCACACUCAGUAGAAAACGAACCUGGAUUUAGCCCAUUUUGUUUUACAGGUUUCACAGGCAGGGCUGUUUCUGUAAGAGCAGCACUUCUCCAACAGCCACAGUUGGAAAAGUUGCAGCGUAUCUUCUAGAUCAAGGCAAUCACAUGAUGGAGUUAUGCUGGCUGCCAGGCUGGAGUCUGAGAAACUCGAAUCCUGGCUGAUCUCUGCCACUGAUUUUUGGUUGACCAGCUCUUCCGUUGUCCUUCCAUCUGGCAUAUUUAUAUCAUAGGUUUUUGAGAAAUAGCAAGUCUCUGAUUAUAUGUUUGGACAAUCUAAUGCUACAGUAGCCAGUAUUAUUUAAAGUUUUUAUUGUCACUGUAGUUUCAUGGGGGUCCAUUAGAGCAAAUGUCUUUCCUGCCUAGAUAGAGUACUCUCUUAAAAUAGCUAUUUUUACAAAAACCGACAUUGUGUUCAUUUUUGCAACUCAAAUCUGAGCUGCUGCAACGUGCAUUUACACUGCAUUUAGGAAGUAAUGGCAUUCAGGAGAAAACUCUUACCAGUAAGGUGUGAGAAAGAGGAGCAAAAGGGUAAAUACAGUGCUGUUUGCAAAAGGAAACCCUUUUCUGCGCACCUAGGUUGGUGUGUCAGAUGGGGAGCAAUUCUGACUGGAUCCCUUCCUCUGCUGGGGCAGGCUGCUUUCUCUGGGGUCUGGUCUUUUCUACAUUUAAAUUAUUCAAAUGAUGAUUUUGCAAGAAUGCAAGACCAGCUCCGUGUGGAGCUGACCUGGGGGCCAUCUAGUCCAACAACAUGUCUCCAGCCAUGACCACUGCCACAGCUGAUGAAAAGGAAAUUGCAAGGAUGAAGCCACUGAUGAUUUGCAGUAAAAUUUCUUUUUUGUUCAAUCUCAUCUCUAAUGAAUAUUAGCUAAAGUUCUAGAGCUUUGUUGUAUUCCAUCCCCUCUCCCAAUCCAAAACCUCUCUAAAUUAUUAUGUUAAGCCUGUUACAUUAUUAUGGAACACCCAAAUUGUAUUUUACUUACAGGAAUCCUUUUCAUAGUUUCCUUUUGAAGUUUAUUGCCCAGGCUAACAGUGAAGCCAUUAGAAUGAUUUUUCUUCUGUCUGGUCUACAUUUUGCCUACCAGUAGCCUUCUCCUUUGAACAACAUAACUGUUUUUCAAGUGAAAAAAAAAAAAAAGAAUGGUUUUGCUAAAAUUUGGAAGAGUGUGUUUGUGUACACUCAUCCAUCUAUGUGAUGUGAAUGCUGAAAACCUCUAAUCUCAUUUUAUUCCCAGGCCCACUUUGUCAUUUUUCUUUAAACUUGCUUUUUGAUGUGUAGCAGAGGUGACGAUGGAUAUCUGAUUGAUGUUGCAGCACCGUGUCUGCUCCCAAAGGCCACUUGCCUUACUCGUUUGUGCAGUGUGUAACAGAAGCCACACAAUCGUUGUGUUUCUCUGGAAGCGUAAGCGGAAGAUCAAAAGGGGGUUCACAUGAGGCAGCAUUAGCCUCCAGAUAAAGCCCUGUCUCCAUGCGUUCCUAUUCCCUGACACUCUGGCACCCAUGAUUAUAAAAAAAAAAAAAAAA